CGCCCGCAGCCCGGGCCCCGCCUUCCGCUGUCCGGGGAGGGAGCUGCGAGGACGAGGGCGGCGGCCAGCCCCGGGAGGCAGGCGGGCAGGUGGACAGGAGGGCAAGGACAGCUCCGCGAGCCCCCUACAACUCGUUUCCUUCCGUUCACCUUCGCAGGGCGGCGACUGGCGGUGCGAUGGACCUGACCGGGCUCCUGCUGGACGAAGAAGGCACCUUCUCCCUCGCCGGCUUCCAGGACUUCACGUUCCUCCCAGGACACCAGAAGCUGAGUGCCCGGAUCCGAAGGAGGCUCUACUAUGGCUGGGACUGGGAAGCCGACUGUAGCCUGGAGGAGCUCUCCAGCCCGGUGGCAGACAUUGCUGUGGAACUGCUCCAGAAGGCAGCCCCCAGCCCUAUUCGCCGACUCCAGAAGAAAUACGUAGCUCAUGUGUCCCGGGAGGCAUGUAUCUCCCCGUGUGCUAUGAUGCUGGCUCUGGUGUACAUUGAACGGCUCCGCCACCGAAACCCAGACUACCUGCAGCACGUGUCAUCCUCUGACUUGUUCUUGAUCUCCAUGGUAAGACACCCCCUUCCCAUCUCCCUAGAGAGCCAGGAGCUUGCUGUGAAUUCUGCUCCACCACUUCUGGUUCCUCUGCAGAUGGUGGCCAGUAAGUACCUCUAUGAUGAAGGGGAGGAGGAGGAGGUCUUCAAUGAUGAAUGGGGAGCUGCUGGGGGUGUGGCCGUGCCCACUCUCAAUGCCUUGGAGAGGGGCUUCCUGAGUGCCAUGGAUUGGCAUCUCUACACUGACCCUCGGGAGAUCUUUGAGGUGCUGAGCUGGUUGGAGAGCUGUGUGGCUGAGCAGCAGGGACAGCGGCGAGGCUGGUACACCUACACAGACCUGUGUGUGCUGCUGGAGCAGCCAACCUGGCAGUUGGCCCUGGGCUCCCUCUGCCAGCGGCUGGUAAAGCUGUCCUGCCUGUUAGCUGUGGCAUAUGUGAGCAGCGUGGCCCUGGCUGUGGCAUCGGUGGCCGUAAUACAUCAGUCACUGGGGCUGUCCUGCACCCCUGCACCUGGGCCGCCUGACCUUGGACUGACCUCCCAUUGCCUCCUGGAGCCCUGCAUACCUUCUGUGCCACAAUGCCUGCUGUCUCCCGCUAAUGUCUCCAGCUGCCUGAAAGGCAGCACAGGGCUGCGGUCACUCUGGGGCAGUGUUCUGGCCUCACUGACUCCUCCACCAUUGCCUCCCCCAGAUCCCCCUGCCCCUCCCACUCUUCUUCAUAACUGCCACCUUUGCCAGAAGCUCCAGAGAGACUCCCCAACCUGCCAUGCCUGCCACCACCCCAACCAUACAGUCCCCACUGUGCUGUCCAACCCCUGGUACCAUACCUAUGGCCUGGCUCCCCACUGGCCUUGGAGCCCAGUGCCCCCGUCACUUCCUCAGCCUCAGCAGUGUUCCCUUUUCAGUGUCAUGGAGCUGGCUCGCCUCAAGUCUUUCAUUUUCCCAGGCUAGGUAGGCCUGCGAGGAAUGCAUUAAGAGGGUUUGGGAGUUUCCGAGAACCUGGAGGAGCAAAGCUUGAUUUAGAACCUGUCUGCCUCUCUGGGUCCUUGGCAGGUCCCCUGUCCUCCUGGGUGGGAGCUUACGGGGUGGUGGGGCAGAAGGACUGAAGGUCAUUCACUCCUAGAUCUCAGUGGCUGGCUGCUUGGCCAGGACAGUGAUGGCGCCAGGGAGAACUUCCGCUUGGUGACCAGGGACAUGUCCCAGAUGGACACAGGAGAAGCCCCUCUCUGCCUCCCUGGGAUUUUCUAGACUUUUACUUUUGAGUUCCCUAGGAUGGAAGGGUAUAGGUGGGAGAUAAGGGAAGUGUGGGGUGAGAGGAGAAGGGAUAUGUUGGCAUGGGCCCGUGUGAAUGUCCCUGAAGCAGAAGAGCCAGGGACUGAUGGGGUCAGGUGGGAGCUGCUGGGUGAGGCAGGGAACCUUUUCACUCCCAUUCCUUAGCUUUAGUCUAAUGGAGCCAAGGACUGCUGGGACCUUCAACCCUGACCUUUUGUCUUCCAGUCUUCUCUUAGUGUCCUGCUCCUAGGUUCCCUUCUCUUCUGGUUCCUCUCCCGGGUGUUCUCUUCCCAGGCCUCUCUGGCCACUGCUUUGUAUCAGGGUUUUUCACGCUUUUGUAGAACUGAGGUUUCAAUAAACAGUUUCAGUUGCA
This is a messenger RNA of Piliocolobus tephrosceles (Ugandan red Colobus), 2184 nucleotides long. RefSeq names its product cyclin Pas1/PHO80 domain containing 1 (gene CNPPD1). Bases 177 to 1490 code for a protein of 437 amino acids. Gene Ontology annotation, molecular function: protein kinase binding; cyclin-dependent protein serine/threonine kinase regulator activity. Lineage: Eukaryota; Metazoa; Chordata; Mammalia; Primates; Cercopithecidae. Gene Ontology annotation, biological process: regulation of cyclin-dependent protein serine/threonine kinase activity. The record is from RefSeq and is a predicted model, not a curated record. Gene Ontology annotation, cellular component: nucleus; cyclin-dependent protein kinase holoenzyme complex. The transcript has 7 exons.